Molecule: messenger RNA, 1468 nt
Organism: Tripterygium wilfordii
Lineage: Eukaryota; Viridiplantae; Streptophyta; Magnoliopsida; Celastrales; Celastraceae
Product: ubiquitin recognition factor in ER-associated degradation protein 1-like
Exons: 10
Coding region: 186-1151 (321 amino acids)
Cellular component (GO): VCP-NPL4-UFD1 AAA ATPase complex
Molecular function (GO): polyubiquitin modification-dependent protein binding
Source: RefSeq, a predicted model, not a curated record
GCGGCGCAUCUUAGUUUUCCUUUCCCUCGUAACACUAUUAUUCUUCUUUCUUCCCGGUUUCUUCUUCUACAGUUCAAUCAUUCCAAGCGUUUUCUUCUCGAAUCAGCCUCUCCGAAUCGUUGUGUUGUUUGUGUAGGAACGAAGGAAAUUUGUUACGUGGUUGGAAUAUCUGAACACAAUACAAAAUGUUUUUUGAUGGAUAUGGUUAUCACGGAGCAUCAUUUGAGCAGACAUAUCGAUGUUACCCUGCAUCAUUCAUUGAAAAGCCACAAAUUGAAAGUGGUGAUAAAAUUAUAAUGCCUCCCUCGGCCCUUGAUCGACUAGCAUCUCUACAUAUUGAUUAUCCAAUGUUGUUUGAGCUUCGGAAUGAGGCUACCCAAAGAGGCUCUCAUUGUGGGGUGCUGGAGUUCAUUGCUGAAGAAGGCAUGAUCUAUAUGCCAUAUUGGAUGAUGGAGAACCUGGUCUUGCAAGAGGGGGAUAUUGUUCGAGUAAAAAAUGUGACACUUCCCAAGGGGAAAUAUGUCAAACUGCAACCCCAUACAACGGACUUCUUGGAUAUUUCUAACCCCAAAGCUAUCUUGGAGACAACGCUGAGGAAUUAUUCCUGCUUAACCACUGGGGAUAGUAUAAUGGUGCCAUAUAACAAUAAGAAGUAUUAUAUUGAUAUCAUAGAAACUAAGCCUUCAAAUGCUAUAAGUAUCAUCGAGACUGACUGUGAGGUGGACUUUGCACCUCCGCUGGAUUACAAGGAGCCUGAAAAGCCUGUUGCACCUGUUCCAUCUGGAAAGGCACCAGCACAAGUUGAUGAGGUUCCUGCUGAAGCAGAACCAAAAUUUAACCCUUUUACUGGAUCGGGAAGACGCUUGGAUGGGAAACCUUUGAAUUACGAUCCUCCACCGGUCCCCUCCUUGGGUUCUAAAGACAAGGGAUCUGCAGUUGCCAAUGGAAAGGGGCAGCCUUCUGCAGGGUCAAGCUCACAAAGUGCCGCACGCCAGUCGCAGGGAAAGCUUGUAUUUGGGUCAAAUGUAAGCCGUGGACCCAAGGCAACAGAAAAGGAUGCUGGGAAAGAGACUAAACCAGAGGAGCCCCAAAAGAAAGAGGAGCCAAAAUUCCAGGCAUUCACUGGAAAGAAGUACUCAUUGAGGGGUUGAUUGUUAUGCUGACAAUUGAUACCUUGUUCUACUUGCUUGUCCUUUGCAGCAGGUGAACCAUAGGAUUACAUGGUUCUCUAUGAUGAUGUAUCAUUAAAGAUGGAACAGUAAGUUAUCAUUCCAGAAUGAAUGAAAAGGGUACAUAUAACUUAAUUUUCAUUUGAUUGUGAAGCUUCAGUAGAUUCGUGCACUUGUGCCUUGAACAGAUAUUGACAGUCGCAUUUGUGUCGUUUCCCGUGCAUUCUAUAUGUGAAGAUGCAACAAAUUUGAAUCACUAGUGCAAGUGAAGUCGUGGUUUAAUCACGUGUUUCAGGAUU